CUAGCUAAGAAGCUAACAUCUGCCAAAUACAAGAACUGAAACAGCUCGAAGCAAGACACACACUCAACAAACAGUAAACACGGGACAAGUUGUACCUGCAGGUGACUUGCUUCGUGUUCAUUUUUUAUGCUCAAUAACAUUGGAGCGACGGUAUUUAUGUUCCCGUUGUCACGUUUGAGUGCAAGCAGAAACUCCCGCCUAUAAACCCCCAGAUGCAAUGAACGAAAGGUUCCGAGGGGAAGGUUCAAGACAGGUAGGUAGCCAGGUAUGAGUCUAUCGAGAAUACGACAGCAACGUUUGUAACCCCUAAAAACACCGGUGUGUGUCACCUAGCUCUGCACUUCCCGGUUCAACCUUCCAAUGGACUGCACUGUCUUGAAGUUUAACCAUUGUGGAAGAAAAAUCUAUAGUUUUGACAAAAAUAGGCUCCAAACAGAAAACACAGGGCGAAAAUGCCCAAUCUGUCAGGAGCAGAUGAGAUUCAGUCUCCUCCAGGCACCUGUCAUAGUUCCAUGUCCAUUUAGUAAUGGACACAAGGUCCGCUGUGCCUUCCUCAUUGGAUCCUCACUGGGACCUGCUUUUCUUAGUGAAUGGCAGGACUCGGAGCUGCAUGUUGGAGUUACUAACUCACAAGGUGUGGUGUACAGCUACACCUCCUCGGGGGUCCAGAGAGAGGAACAGGGCUGGGAGCAGUGCCUCUGUGUGCCGCUGGUGGCCCCCGGGACUGGCAGGGACAGCCUAGCUGGGACGCUGUGGGACAGUGAGCUGGAACAGUUCUCCCUCCUCUCCACCUGGUCACGACACAGAUUUGAAGAGGAGAGGGAGUUUGGCUCGUGUUGCUAUGGCUUUGCCCUGUCCUUCCUGAACCAGCUGAGGAGAGCAGAGGGCAGAGAGUCGGUCACUAGGGAUGACUUCACACAGCAACAUGUCCUGCCCCACGUUAAGACUGCCUCCAGAUACAUCACAGUCUACCAAGAGAUCCAUCAACAUGGUUUCUACGUAGCUGAUUUAUAAGAUGCUUGUAUUUAGUGUAAUUUUCAGAGGGAUUGGGAUAAAGCUGAAGGACCUUCGGUUGGAUCUUGUAUAGAAUUGAUAUUGUUAAUGCUUAGUUGUUCAUCACAGAUACAUCCUGAAGCUUUUAAUUUGUUUAAGUAAUUUACAGAAUAUGGGUAGAUGAAUGUCUGUAUUUUAUACUCUUGAGCAAACUUUCACAAAAGCUCUGACGAAGGCCUGGAGGCCGACAAGUAAGCUUGAAUAAAAUAAGUGAUACUCGCAA
This is a messenger RNA of Salmo salar (Atlantic salmon), 1276 nucleotides long. RefSeq names its product MKRN2 opposite strand, tandem duplicate 1 (gene mkrn2os.1). Lineage: Eukaryota; Metazoa; Chordata; Actinopteri; Salmoniformes; Salmonidae. The record is from RefSeq and is a predicted model, not a curated record.